This is a messenger RNA of Brachypodium distachyon (stiff brome), 1759 nucleotides long. RefSeq lists its product as uncharacterized. Lineage: Eukaryota; Viridiplantae; Streptophyta; Magnoliopsida; Poales; Poaceae. The transcript has 2 exons. The record is from RefSeq and is a predicted model, not a curated record. The coding region runs from base 1191 to 1715 and encodes 174 amino acids.
UUGUUGGAGUUGUGCUACGCUACGGAUGCUCAAAGACAGAAGUGUAUAUAUAGAGGUAUAGGACUUCGAGUUCUCCGUGAUCUAAGGCUGCCUGUGAUCUAUUGGAGUAAUAGAAAUGGUCUCUGGCCUUGCAAUCAGUCAAGGCUGAACAUCCUAAACUGAUCAAUCCACAUGCCAACAGCCAGGGCCCUGCCAACAGCUAUGAACCAUUAAUUUGGAGUCAAAGGGAUGGCACUGUGGACAUGCAUGUUGCAGGCUUUCUUUUCUUUAUCACUUUUCCUAUGGACAUGUAUGUUUGCAGGUUUUCUCUUUGUUUAUCCCUUUCUCUGUUGAUUUCGAGACUUUCCCAUCCCUUGCUCUAUCGACAGAGACACACGUGACAUAGCAGUGGGCAAGCUAUGGGCACAGCCCUUCUCUAAAAUAUAGGCAGCCAAAGAGAAGGUGAAAGAAGACGUGAGCAGGGCUCGGGCAAAGGUGGCGACGGUGAGGUCCAGGCCCGGAGAAGACCCAAAGAGAAGGUGAAAGAAGACGUGAGCAGGGCUCGGGCAAAGGUGGCGACGGUGAGGUCCAGGCCCGGAGAAGACCACGGCGCGGGGGAACUCGAGGAGCGGGGUCGUCGGGCCGCAUGGAGCGAGCAGCAGCGGCGACGGGUCCGAGGUAUGGAGCUCGCCGGCGACUAGCUGCUCGUGGAUCUCGCCGGUCGUCUACGCUCCAUCGACAGAGUCACAAGACUGCCUCUUUCCUCUGCUCCCAUAUCCCUUUCUUCAAUUGAAGUUGCGCACAGCCAAGUCGCGUCGCUCUGCCGCUCGCGCCACGCCUGCUUCUGCUGCGGCUCGUGCCGCCACCACCGCCAGGCUCCUACGCGCCUGCUGCUGCCGCUCGCGCUGCCGCCGCCGCCGGUCUCCUCCGUGACUGCUGCUGCCGCUCUAGCCACCACGGCUCCCCUCCGCGCCUGCUGCUGUGCCCCCGCCACCGCCGUUCCCCUCCGCGCCUGAUGCUCUCGCGCCGCCGCCGCCGCCGCAGCUCCACUCAAGGCUGCUGCUGCUCGUGGAGUCGUGUCUCAGUCCACAUGGACAAGGAGAGGAAAGAAGAAAGCAUGUCGUCGGGCCGCAGGGAGCGAGCAGCGAAGCCAGGGACAGAGCACCGUGUGGAGCACUCGACGGCAGUUUUUUUGGGAGGCACCGGGUGAGAUGGCGGGACCCGAUGGCGAGCUCACGACCAAGAGGGGGCCUUCCAAGGGGUCCGUGGCGGAGCGCGCGGCGAGCCGGCUGUCAAGGAAGAAGAAGGUCGCCUUUCGUCCGCGUGGGGAUCCUCCGGUUGUCCCGAUGGAGGGCGGUUGGGCGCACGACUACCUUCUCCCGUCUUCGGCGAGUCCCGAGGACCCUGUUCAGCUGGAGGAGGCAGGAUACUUCCCCAAGGGGGAUGGUAUCCUGCCCGAUGGGGAGGAGUUCAAGCGCGACCACAAGCGGCGUCCAGGGUGCAUCGUGGUGUUUUCGGCUUGGUUCCACGCCGGCUUGUGUGUGCCCGUCCACCCCUUCCUGCGGGACUUCUUGGAGACGUACGACAUCAGGUUGGCUCAGCUCCACCCUUCGGCGAUCGUGAAGUUGAACGUGUUUCGAUGGCUGUGUGAGACGGCGCUUCACGAGGAGGCUUCAAUGAAGUUGUUGCUGUUCUACUUCACCGUGGAGGUGAGGGAUGUUGGAGAUAUGCCCUAGAGGCAAUCAUGUGAUGAUGUUAUUUCGUAUGUAUUCAUGAGUUA